Messenger RNA from Euleptes europaea (tarantolino), 2061 nucleotides. RefSeq names its product vomeronasal type-2 receptor 26-like. The coding region runs from base 1 to 2061 and encodes 686 amino acids. Gene Ontology annotation, cellular component: membrane. Gene Ontology annotation, biological process: G protein-coupled receptor signaling pathway. Gene Ontology annotation, molecular function: G protein-coupled receptor activity. The transcript is spliced from 5 exons. The record is from RefSeq and is a predicted model, not a curated record. NCBI's taxonomy places the organism in Eukaryota, Metazoa, Chordata, Lepidosauria, Squamata, Sphaerodactylidae.
AUGCUAUUUGUAUCUACUACAAAGAGUUUUGUCCCCAACUACAAAUGUGUAAUCCAGAACAAUUUGGCAGCAGUCAUCGGGGGAUUGGACUCCCAGAUCUCCCUUCAUGUGGCAAUUGUCUUGGAUAUCUACAAGAUUCCCCAGGGAGGCAUUUGUGUUGCUUUCAUCGAAAAAAGCCCCAGGUUUAGUUUUGUCACUGAAGUUGAAGAUAUGAUCCAAAAAGGCAUGGAAAUAUAUGAUAAAGUCAUGAGCAGUACAUCCAACGUAGUGGUGGUGUAUGGAGAUGCUCAUUCCAUCGCAUUCUUGAGGUGGUUGCCAUAUCUAAAGGAACUAGAACAGGGCCCAAUGACCCCAAAAGGAAGAGUAUGGAUAACGACAACCCACAUGGAGCUCACUUCAUUCACAUAUCAAAGGGCAUGGGACUUAGAUAUAAUCCACGGCACUCUGUCCUUCACAGUUCACUCAGCUGAUGUUCCAGGUUUUAAACAGUUUGUUGAGAGCAGGGACCCUUCCAGUAGCAAUAGUGAUGGCUUCAUCCAGGACUUCUGGGAACAUGCAUUUGACUGUGUAUUCCCAAAUCGAUCUUUGGGCAAGGAGGAGGAAGUAAUUUGCACUGGGGAGGAGAAGCUGGAGAGUCUUCCUAAACCUUUUUUUGAAAUGAGUAUGACUGGGCAUAGCUAUAGCAUCUAUAAUGCUGUCUAUGCUGUAGCCCAUGCUUUACAUGCCAUGGCCUCAUCUAGAUUCAAAUAUAGAGCAAUAAUGGAUGGAGGUGGAUGGAAACUUCAUAUUCAACAGGUGUGGCAGCUCCAUCACUUUCUAAGAGGUGUUUCUUUUAAUAACAGUGCCGGGGACAAGAUUUCCUUUGACCAGAAUGGAGAGAUAUUAGAUAGAUUUGAUGUGAUGAACUGGAUUUUCCUCUCAAAUAAAUCUUUCCAUAGAGUAAAAGUUGGAAAGAUGGAUUCCCAGCUUCCUCCAGAUGAAGCAUUCACCAUUGAUGAGGAUGCUAUUACAUGGCCAAGGUGGUUUAACCAGGCACAGCCUCAUUCUGCAUGUAGUGAGAGCUGCCAUCCUGGUUAUAGCAAGAAAAGGAAGGAGGGGGAGCCAUUUUGCUGCUAUGAUUGCAUCCCAUGUCCAGAUGGGAAGAUUUCAGACCAAGACGACACGAUUGACUGUUUGAAAUGUGCAGACAAAUACUAUCCAAACAAAAACCGGGAUUUAUGUAUUCCCAAGGAAAUAAGCUUCUUGUCUUAUGAAGAACCUUUGGGGAUCACUUUUACCGUUGUCUCUCUUUCCCUUUCUUUGGCCACAGGCUUUGUGAUGGGAAUAUUUUUGAAGUACCAUAACACUCCCAUCGUCAAAGCAAACAAUCGGAGCCUCUCUUACACUCUCCUCAUCUCCCUCCUGCUCUGCUUCCUUUGUGCUUUGCUAUUCAUCGGCCCACCUGAGAAGGUGAUAUGUCUGCUGAGACAAAGUACUUUUGGCGCCACCUUUUCAUUGGCUGUUUCCUGUGUGCUGGCAAAGACAGUCACUGUGGUUCUCGCUUUCAUGGCUGCCGAACCAGGAAGCCGGUUGAGGAAGUGGGUGGGGAAAAGACUGGCCAACUCCAUUGUUCUUUCUUGCUCCCUUGUCCAAGGACUGAUUUGUGCUGUGUGGCUGACCACAUCUCCCCCCUUUCCAGACACUGACAUACAUUCAGUGACUGAAGAAAUUCUGUUGGAAUGUAAUGAGGCAUCACCUGCCAUGUUAUAUUGUGUCUUGGGCUACAUGGGAUUCUUGGCUAUUUUGAGUCUGGCUAUGGCUUUCCUUGCCAGAAAGCUACCGGACAGUUUCAAUGAAGCCAAUUUUAUCACCUUCAGCAUGUUGGUGUUCUGCUGUGUCUGGUUAUCCUUCUUCCCAACCUACCUCAGCACUAAGGGAAAAUACAUGGUAGCUGUGGAGAUCUUCUCGAUCUUAGCCUCCAGUGCUGGGCUGCUAGGUUGCAUCUUUUCUCCCAAGUGCUACAUUAUUGUGUUGCGACCUGAACUGAACAAAAGGGAACAAUUUAUCAGGAGAAAGUUUUGA